CGCUCCGCGCCUCACUCGAAACUGAUUAAAUGCUGCCGUCCAACCAUCUCUCUUGACCCUAUUCUUUGGCUUCCCAUGCCUUUUAUUGAACGUAGUCGCUGCCUUAGAUAUAGGCUGGGCUGGCUUCCAAACAACUAUUCCGCCCAUUGCCUGCAUCACCCAUCACGCACUCUCACGAAAGACCAUGCCAUCGAAUGCCUCAAUAUGCAC
Messenger RNA from Mycotypha africana, 210 nucleotides. RefSeq lists its product as uncharacterized. The annotation marks the transcript as partial. The record is from RefSeq and is a predicted model, not a curated record. The transcript has a single exon. Lineage: Eukaryota; Fungi; Mucoromycota; Mucoromycetes; Mucorales; Mycotyphaceae.